AUGGAGAAUCUUAUCUUCCUAACAUACACAAAGUUAACAGCUGGAAUUUUUCUGUUAUUGCAGGCUGCAGACUCUCAAAUUGUCUCGGAUUAUGUUAGAUAUUUUCUUCAUCAGCACACGAUUCAACUGGGUCAACCUGCUACUGUGAAAGUUGCUGCUAACCUUGUUAGACUUUUAUCUUAUAACAACAAGAACAUGUUGCAAACGGGUAUAAUCGUUGGUGGUUGGGACAAAUAUGAAGGUGGAAAAAUAUAUGGAAUCCCUCUUGGUGGAACAAUUCUUGAGCAGCCAUUUGCCAUUGGAGGAUCUGGGUCGAGCUAUUUGUAUGGGUUCUUUGAUCAAGCAUGGAAGGAUAACAUGACCAAGGAAGAAGCUGAGCAACUGGUGGUUAAGGCUGUUUCACUUGCCAUUGCGCGAGAUGGUGCUAGUGGAGGCGUUGUCCGCACUGUCAUUAUAAACUCGGAGGGGGUUACAAGGAACUUCUACCCUGGUGAUAAGCUUCCUCUGUGGCAUGAUGAGGUGGAGGCACAUGAUUCGUUGCUGGAUAUCUUGAAUGCUGCAAAUCCUGAGCCCAUGAGCACUUAAAAAAAACUUGUUUGGAAUUGCAAUUGAAUUGUUCUUAUGAUAGUAAUUACUACUACUUCCUAAUGUACCUUUUGUACUCUUUGUUUUACAGAAUUUGGUUCUUUUGGUUUAAGGUUUUAUUACUUUGAGCUUUCAUGGUUGUUGCUUGUAUUUGGU
Messenger RNA from Lactuca saligna, 741 nucleotides. The record is from the annotation of a GenBank genome assembly. Lineage: Eukaryota; Viridiplantae; Streptophyta; Magnoliopsida; Asterales; Asteraceae.